Molecule: messenger RNA, 1748 nt
Organism: Dermacentor andersoni
Lineage: Eukaryota; Metazoa; Arthropoda; Arachnida; Ixodida; Ixodidae
Source: RefSeq, a predicted model, not a curated record
CGCGGAAGCCGGCGUCGCGCUGUUGUAUAUUCUUUCUUUCCAGCGCGCUCCGACCUCCAUUGUUGGCCCUGCGACGAAAGUACGCGUAGGCAGACUGAUCGAGUGCGUUAGCGGAACAAAUCGAAUGUGUUAGGGACGAGAACUUGUGAUGCCGUGCUGCUGCGCCUUCGGUUGCCGCAACAGAAACAGCGACGGCAAGAGGCUUUUUGCUUUACCAUCCGGCGAGCGCAACGCACAAAGAAGAAAAGUGUGGAUACAGAGGAUCGGGCGGGCUUACUUCGAGGAAGUGGCCAAACACGCACGGCUUUGUGAAGAUCACUUCACUGAAGAUCAGUUUGAACCGCAAAUCCUUCAAAAAAGCGGCAUUAAAAAGUUGAAGCAGGAUGCAGUGCCGAACAUUUUUGUACACAAUAAGCAGCCUAAAUUGAGGAAGCCACCAGCCCUCUGUGCAGUAAUUCAGCCAACUCUGCACACACUUAGUGGCACGUAUCUUCAAGUUCAAGGUACUGAAGGUUCAAAAUCUGAUGCUCACCUGUCUACCGAAACUUGUCACGAACCAUCAUGUGUUACAUCCAGUAAUGGCGUUGCAACACACGACCGCAACAGCUCCGUUCAAGAGGAGGUGCCCGUGUGCAGCCCCAUUUCUGAAGUGCCUCUAAAUGACACCCCCUCCACGUCCGAUGGCUUUCCUACAGAUGAGAGCAACAUGCCUGGUUCUUCGUGGCAAAAUGAGAAAUGGAAGCCAGUGUAGAAGCGUCUGGCGUAAACCUGUUAAUUGAAGCUGCUGAGCAACUGCACAAUAAGGUGACCGCCUGCAGCCCCAUUUCUAUUGAACUGCCUCUAAACAUGACAGCUUUUCAUGGCUCAGUUCCAGACGUGCCACUUCCUAUCGCAGUGGCUGGCUAUAUUGAAGCAAGCCAGGCGCCCAAUCAAACUGUUGCUGCUCUUCAGAAAAGGAUUGCUGAGCUUGAAGCCCAACUACAGGCCUCACAGAGUUCUGCUCUUGCACAUAAGCACAAGAGAAAAGCCAUUAAUGCAAAAACCCUCAUGAAGCAGCAGUUCAGCUCUUUAAUGGCUGCUGACCAACUACUACUCUUCAUGGAAAAAAAGAGUAUGCGUGGGACACCGUGGACACAAGCAACAAUCAACAAGGCACUGAAACUUGGGCUAUCAUGCGGCUCUCAAGGAUACAGUCUCGUGAAGGGACUAGCCGCUUCUUUGCCAGGUGAACGGACUCUACAAAGGCACCUUCAGGAUCACAAAUUCGCACGAGGCCUCCUACACGACAUUAUUCGCACUGUCUCUCAAGGUUGGUGUCAUGGAGUGCCAUAAGAAGCAUGCAGUACUGAUGCUGGAUGAAGUUCAGUUGACACCAGGCCUGGCAUACGACCCCUCUACUCAAGUUGCAAUUGGCAGGCCUUCACUUCCACUGGCUGAUGGCACCUCCCCAGUAGAUGCAGUAGCUACUCAUGCUCUGGUAUAUAUGUUAGGAGGAGUAACUACACGUUGGAAGCAAACGGUUGGGUACCAUUUUGCAGGAAACUCAUUUAGCUCUGUUGCGGUAAAGAACUUUGUUUUGUCAGUCAUAGAAGAGUGAAAAAAUUGGCAUCAAAGUGAAUGCUGUGGUCAGUGACAUAGGUGGGGGAAAUCAGGCGUUGUGGAAGAAGUUUGGCGUAGUCGUGGGAAAAUUUCCCAGGCCUUCUGUAUCUUGUGCUCACCCCUGCGAACCAAGCAGAAAGCUCUAUUUC